This is a messenger RNA of Plectropomus leopardus (leopard coralgrouper), 1724 nucleotides long. It is a transcript of the gene nudt5, whose product is annotated as nudix (nucleoside diphosphate linked moiety X)-type motif 5. The record is from RefSeq and is a predicted model, not a curated record. NCBI's taxonomy places the organism in Eukaryota, Metazoa, Chordata, Actinopteri, Perciformes, Serranidae. Gene Ontology annotation, cellular component: nucleus. Gene Ontology annotation, biological process: ribose phosphate metabolic process; nucleoside phosphate metabolic process. Gene Ontology annotation, molecular function: ADP-ribose diphosphatase activity.
GGUACCCGGAAGUGGUGGCAGAGUGACUCAUCUUUACUUCUUUUCUAUCUCUAUUACUACUACAGUUUGGAUUUCACCUGGAAACUGAAAAUGAGUAACUCUGAGGAUCCCAAAGUGACCAGUACUCCACACAUAGUGAAAGAAGAGCUCAUGGCAGCGGGAAAAUGGGUGAAGCUGGAGAAAACGACAUAUGUGGACGGUGCUGGAAACACCAGAACCUGGGAGACCGUGAAAAGGACAACAAGACAAACAAACACAGAGGCGGACGGUGUUGGAAUUAUCGCCCUGCUGAAGCGGACGCUCCAUAAAGACUGCGUGGUGAUGGUGAAGCAGUUUCGUCCUCCUAUAGGAUGCCACACUCUGGAGUUUCCUGCAGGAUUGAUUGACGAGGGGGAAAGUGCAGAGGCUGCAGCACUGAGGGAGCUCAAAGAAGAAACCGGCUACAAAGGAGAAGUAGUAGGAGUCACUCCAGUGACCUGUCUGGACCCCGGUCUGUCUAACUGCACCACCCAAAUCGUCAUGGUCAACAUCAACGGAGAUGAAGGGGAGAACAUCCACCCAACACAACAGCUCGGUGAUGCAGAAUUUGUUGAAGUCAUUCUUUUACCUCUCGAUGAAUUCCAGAUGAAAAUAGAUGAUUUGCUGAAGAAGGAAAAAAUCGUGGUGGACGCUAAAGUGUACAUCUUUGCCAUGGGGAUGGUUCAGGCCUUCUUUAAGCCGAAGGAGCUGCCUGUCCUGAAGCAGUGACGGAGAAACAUUCAGAGUGAGGACAAGAAAAAGAAAAGGUCGUUUCUGUUACACACGGCUCCUACACAAGAAAAAAAAAGAAGACUUCCAAAUUGCGAUGAGAAAUUUAGGCACCAUGUAGUCUCAUAUUUUAAUAUUCAUUUCUAUGACUGUCCAUAGGGCGAUAUGGAAAACAUAAAACACAAUAAAACUCUGUGUUAAUCAUACUGAAGACAAAAAUCAAAUGAUGAAAUGGAAGUCCUGAAAAAUCCUUGGGUUGAGACAGUGAACCUGUGAAGGAGCCCUGUUUACACUACAAUGUACUGGACCACCUUUCUCAGUAUGGAGAUGCUACCAUACACCUGAAGGCCUGAAACAUACUCUGCCGGGGCCAUUUGAUGAUUGUUUGCACUAAACACAGAAUAUGUUUCGGCCUUUAGUCUUGAAUGCCUUACAUGACAAAUAGUCAUUUUCCAGGUUUUUAUGAGAUUACAUUUAGUUUGAUGAGAUGAAAUUUGUUGUACUUUUUAUUUAGUGAUUGUAAGACAUUCCCAACAUACAGUUUUGAUGAAACCAAUCAACCUCAAAACCCUUUUCCUGUUUAAAAACUAACAGAUGCUGAGCUGGUUUGGUUUAUUCUGAUUCUUUUCUUGGAUAACUUCAUGCAUGCUCACAUACUUCUUCUGAUGGUUGUCUAAAGGCAUUGUGGGAACUAAAGGAACUCGCUAUCUAAAGACGACGUUGACGAGCCAUCAGUAACAAAACAGCAUUUCAAUUGUGAUAACGGUUACAUUAAUAUUUGGUUUGUAUAUUAACAACAGUUAACAAUAUGAGGGUGGGUCUUACUUGUGUAACUUCACUGUAAUGUACAAGAGAUACUGUUGUGAUAAAGGCAGUAACCCCAUUGUGGUGCAAUCAGCUGGAUUUUAAUUAUGUGCUUACCCUAACAACUAAAAAUAACUGACCAAUGAAUAAAUGUGGUACUACUUUUGCUCUUA